Molecule: messenger RNA, 825 nt
Organism: Purpureocillium lilacinum
Lineage: Eukaryota; Fungi; Ascomycota; Sordariomycetes; Hypocreales; Ophiocordycipitaceae
Product: methylthioribulose-1-phosphate dehydratase
Cellular component (GO): cytoplasm
Molecular function (GO): methylthioribulose 1-phosphate dehydratase activity; metal ion binding
Source: RefSeq, a predicted model, not a curated record
AUGGCCUCCACCCAAGAGCCCCAGGACAAGCGCCGCCGCGUCGACGCCGACGCCGUGGUCGCCUCGGACCCGGACAGCCUCAUCACCUCCGCCGACCCGGAGCACCCCGCCAACCUCAUCCCCUCCCUCUGCGCCAAGUUCUGGACCCUCGGCUGGGUCACCGGCACCGGCGGCGGCUGCUCCAUCCGCGAUGAUGACCUCGUCUACAUCGCCCCCUCGGGCGUGCAAAAGGAGCUCAUGAAGAACACGGACAUCUACGUCCUCUCCCUCUCCGCCCAGCAGGACCCGACCUUCCGGCAGCGCACCUACCUGCGCUCCCCGCCGUGCUACAAGCCCUCGCAGUGCACGCCCCUCUUCCUCGCCGCCUUCACCCGCCGCGGCGCCGGCUGCUGCAUCCACACGCACUCGCAGUGGGCCGUCCUCGUCACCCUCCUCCUCGAGCAACAGCAGCAGCAAGGCAGCGGCAGCGGCAGUGGAAGAAACGUCUUUGAGAUCAACAACAUUGAGCAGAUCAAGGGCUUCGGCAAGGGGCCCUCCAAGCAGGGCAACCUCGGGUACCACGACACGCUGCGCAUCCCCGUCAUCGAGAAUACCCCGCAUGAGGAGGACCUGACCGAGUAUCUCGAGGUCGCCAUGGAGGAGUUCCCGGACACGUAUGCCGUUCUCGUUCGCCGGCAUGGCGUCUACGUUUGGGGCGACAACGUUCACAAGGCCAAGACGCAGUGCGAGAGCCUCGACUAUCUCUUCCAGCUGGCUGUGGAGAUGAGGAAGCUUGGCAUCCCCUGGGUCAGCGACAUUCCGCGCAUCGCCCCGGACCGUUCCUAG